AUGGCAUCAUAUCUGAAGAUUAUUUUAGGAAUUUGCAGAUUAUUUGUAAGCAUAUUUUAUCUUGCCACUGUUAAUUUGGAAGAAAAGGGUAUAUUUUGACUCUUUAUCAUUGGCCUGUGCUUAGACUUGGGGUAUUUUAUUGUGCUUGGAGUUAUAAUAACUUUUGACAAAGCUCAAUCUUUGCUUAUCGAAAGUUACUUAUACAUGGCUUACUUCUUUUGUCUUUUACUAUACAUUUUACUGGGACUAAGCCCUAUACGGUCAGAAUCACUUAAUAGUUUUGUCCCCUUCGAAUACUCAAAAACGCUAUAUUUAUGCCAAUUGGUUACACAUCAGGUUUCCCAGCUUAUGAUUAUGGCUGCUAUUGUGUGAAAUAGUCUGGCAGCAGUAAAAGCCCAAAUUCAAUCCUUUUUUGUAAUUGGCUUCAUUCUUAUAGAAGGAGUGAUAACCUGCUAUUCGAUUGUCCAAGUCUCAUCAAAAAUUAUGAAAAAAUUCGAGCCUGAUAAUAGGAUUGAGUUUGAAAAUGAAAGAGAAUGGCAUUCCAUCAAUGGAUCUAGUGGAGACUCGUCAAUUGGUGGUGCAUCUUUUUAUACUGCAAGAUCAACAUAA
Molecule: messenger RNA, 609 nt
Organism: Blepharisma stoltei
Lineage: Eukaryota; Ciliophora; Heterotrichea; Heterotrichida; Blepharismidae
Source: the annotation of a GenBank genome assembly